CUGUCACCUAGGACAGCCUUGCAGAAGAGCCCCGGCUCUGUGCAUACUUUGGCUUUGUCAUUGCAGAGCCGCUUCAGAGUUGCGGGCCUCUCAGCUGUGUGGAAGCCCAUGGGUGCCUCCAAAGAUUCCCGAGUUUGUAGCAAGUUUAGAGCCGCUGUGGAAACUCCUGCCCCACCACACCCCCAAAGAGGCCAUGGGACCGCCCCCUGGGCUCUGCAGAGCAGGGGUGUGCUUGAGUGUGCCCUGGAAUGAGAACCGAGCUGAGCAGAUUGCAGUCAGUGGGCGUUACCAGGAUCCACCACCCUAACUCUGACACACCCAUCACUGUGUGACCCUGUGACCCGUGGAGGAGGCAACAGUGUCCCCCUCCUACAGGUGGAGAGAGCCAGCAAAGGAGGCACAGCCAGCUCAGCCAGCACUCCAGAAGACGCUGUUCACUCUGAUCUGAGGACAGAUCGAGAAGCACACACUCAGUGACAGCAGGGUGUGUCAGCCACCAGUUCUGUCACUGUUGGAACCUGAGGCAAUAGGAAAAUGACUUCCCAGGACCAAAAGGGUGUCACUCGCAGAGCCAAGGUGGCUCCUGCCAAGAGGAUGAGCAGGUUCCUGAAGCACUUCACAGUGGUUGGGGACGACUACCACACGUGGAAUGUCAAUUACAAGAAGUGGGAGAACGAGGAGGAGGAAGACGAGCCAGCCCCCACGCCAGCGGAAGGGGAAGGCAGUGCUGUGGGCACAGAUGCCGAGGCUGGCCCUGUCCCCGCACCCAGGCCGGCCCUGGACUUCAGGAACAGGCUGAGGAAACUCUUCAGUUCCCACAGGUUUCAGGUUAUCAUCAUCUGCCUGGUGAUCUUGGAUGCCCUCCUGGUGCUUGCUGAGCUCCUUCUGGAUCUCAAGAUCAUUGAGCCAGAUAAGAAAGACUAUACGGUCAAGGCGUUCCACUACAUGAGCUUUGCCAUCCUCGUCUUCUUCAUGAUAGAGAUUCUCUUUAAAAUCUUCGUCUUCCGCCUGGAGUUCUUCCACCAUAAGUUUGAGAUCCUGGACACCAUCGUGGUGGUGGUGUCAUUUGUCCUCGACCUCAUCCUCCUGUUUAAAAAGCACCAGUUUGAAGCUCUUGGCCUGCUGAUCCUGCUGCGGCUCUGGCGGGUGGCCCGGAUCAUCAAUGGUAUCAUCAUCUCAGUGAAGACACGCUCGGAACGGCAGAUCUUAAGGUUAAAGCAGAUAAACAUUCAACUGGCCACCAAGAUCCAGCAUCUGGAAUUCAGUUGCUCUGAGAAGGAACAAGAAAUUGAGAGACUCAACAAGCUGUUGAGACAGAAUGGACUUCUUGGGGAUGGGAACUAGCCUCCCAGAAGCACCACCUAGAGAAGCCCUCAUCUCUGCCUCGGCUUGCGCUCCCUGGAUGCUGGGAACAUAUCCUCGUCAGCUCUGCUGCCUCUUCGGUGUGACCCAGUGCCACCCGUCCACACCCUCCUCCUGCAGCAAAGGAACCAUAGCCACCUUUUCUCACCUGGCCUCUGCUGUCGCUCGAAAACAGACAAGGAAGCUGGACUUGUAAAACUUGAUGCCACCCUUCCCUCUGUGUAGGAAUUGGCCCAUCCUUUCCUAAGCACAUCCUGAGAAGAACAGAAGCUGGCACCCUGUACCAGCCCAUUCCAGAAACCCUUUCUUUAUUAGCUGGUCCACAGAUUCUCCUGCUGCAUCCCCUAGGGGAGCUAUCCUGGUUCCCAGCCUCCUCUGCAGCCUCCAGCUGUACCAUCAGCUUCAAACUGGCUCUGCACCCACCAGCGUCUCUUUCAAUUACUGUACAAUUAAUGGAUAAAAUAAGCGCCCUCCUUCCCCUGGGCCCGCCUACCACAUUUUCCCCUUGGUAGCAGCCCACACUGGCUCACUGCGGGGCUCCCAGACUGCCCUGUAUUUAGCACCAUCUUGGGGUGCAAUGCCCUCAUGGGCACACGUUUUUACAGCCCCUUGCUGGUUUGUACUUCUCAAAUGCUGAUGGGCAUUUUGAAGACGACUCCCGAUGGAUGAGGGAUAAGGCACUGAGGUGGCUUUCCAUGCAUUGCUACAUUUUAGGUUCCUCCUCCCACCUCUCCAGAGGUGACAAGGCCUGUGACCUGUGUGCAGGGUGCUGGAACCACAUGACGUGAGCCCCUAGCAUAGCGGAGUAACGUUUCUGAGAGGAACGGCAGUGGAGAGGGCAGAGUGGUGGUUUAAGGGUAACCAGCAACUGGGUUGGUGUCCUCCAGAGCCUUGCGCCUGGGUGCCCACUGCUGCAGAGGGACCUUCAGGACGGGUACUCACUCCUGCGGGGGCCACUUGCAUCACGCAAAUGGGAAGAAGAAGCUGAAGGGCAGCCUGGCGUUGAUGGUGGGUGGAGCUCGGAAGCCUGCCUCUGCAGGGGCUGACACAUCCACAAAUGUCACUGUAGUGGAAACGACAAUUGUCCUCUCGGGCCCUGGGAGGGGCUGUAAUGGAAAGACAAACAGGCACGCUUGUCAUCUUCCUCACUCAGUCACUGUCCCCUUGAGGCUGGGGUCACCGAGGCACAGUGCAGCCCAGAUGCAUGACGAUCCAGGCUGAUUCAGCAUAGCAACAUGGUUCAGUGUUCACAAAAAUUACCUGUCAGUGAGUCCUUCCCUUGACGUACAAGUUAACGAAUGAUUAUGAAAUUGUUCUUAAGACUCAAAAUUACAGUUAGGCACAAUGGCACUUGCCCAUUAACACUCUGGAGGCUGACGCCGAGAGUCACAAGUUUGAGACCAGUCUGGGUUACAUGAGAAGAUCCUAGGUCAAAAUACCAGAUCCUACCAGGCACAGCAGCACUAGCUGCCUGUCCCUGAACCUGGGCUUGUGACAUCAGAGUCAACAGCUCAAGUCCAGCCUUGAGACCCUAUCUUAAAAAACACUGAAAUCCAAAUGGAAACGAUAAUCUUUCACACCAAUAAACUUUUCCUGUCACA
Messenger RNA from Mesocricetus auratus (golden hamster), 2963 nucleotides. RefSeq names its product hydrogen voltage gated channel 1 (gene Hvcn1). Gene Ontology annotation, biological process: proton transmembrane transport. Bases 535 to 1344 code for a protein of 269 amino acids. Gene Ontology annotation, molecular function: voltage-gated proton channel activity. Gene Ontology annotation, cellular component: plasma membrane. NCBI's taxonomy places the organism in Eukaryota, Metazoa, Chordata, Mammalia, Rodentia, Cricetidae. The record is from RefSeq and is a predicted model, not a curated record. The transcript has 8 exons.